Messenger RNA from Lonchura striata (white-rumped munia), 1379 nucleotides. It is a transcript of the gene CENPU, whose product is annotated as centromere protein U. NCBI's taxonomy places the organism in Eukaryota, Metazoa, Chordata, Aves, Passeriformes, Estrildidae. Gene Ontology annotation, cellular component: nucleus. The record is from RefSeq and is a predicted model, not a curated record.
GCGCGCGCGGUCCGAAGGCGGCGGGCGGCUCGCUGAGGGCCGGGCCGGCGGAGCGCGGUUUUACCGCUUCCAAGCGAGCUGAGCAUCACAGCCUGAACAUAUUGUGAACAGCGAAAUGUCCUCAAAGAAGAAAAUAAAGAAGAACCAUACCAGCUACAAGCUAGAGGACAACAAAGCUGGCUCCAAUCUUCAGUGGAAAUCACUUCCGCUUGAGGAACCAGAUGUUUCAAGGAUAUUGAAGGUAGCAGAAAGAAAUCAACUUGAGGAGCUGGAUGAUUCUUUCGAUCACCCUUUGCACAGUACUGCUGUGGAUGCUUAUGGAGAGGAACAUUCACAAAACGAGGCACUCAGUCAUGUUUCAGCACCACAAGGGCAAAAUACAGACAGACGGUCUGGUGGAAAAAAAAAAAACUUUAAAAAACCACGUCACUCAAAGCCCUCCAAUGGUGAUGUUCAGAAAUUCAACACAGCUGGUGCUGAAGAGGAACCCCUUAAGGAGACUGUGAAAACUCUGAAUACUACUCAAUUCAAGGCAAAAAAGAAGCAGUCUUCAGAUGAGAGCACAUCAGAUUAUUCUGUGGAUAGCCCACAUUCUGUACAGAUUUGGUGUCCCAAAGAUCUGAAGAGAUCUCCUAGAGAUAUUACAGAACUGGAUAUUCUUCUGGCUGAAGUUGAGAAGAUAGCAGAAAAUUACAGACAAAGCAUAGAAUCAGACAUUUGCAGAAAGGCUAUCAGUGACUUUUCUUCUGCUUUCAAGGAUCAAAUCACUGAUCUUAUAGCAGGAGUCCAGGAAUUAAAGAAUAUGAAGAAAAAAAAUGCUAAGGCAAUAACAAACAUCAAAAAGAAAAGCCAGCAACUGAUGCAAGUCAGAGAAGAGCUAAUUGGAGCUGAACCACAACUGACACAACUACAAAGAGAAUAUGCUGAGUUACAGGAAAGGAAAUCUUCCUUGAGGCAAACAGUUGAAUUAAUUACUGAUUUAAAGGAGCUACAGCAAGACUGUUUGGAUUAUAGAGAAGAAAACCCAAAAGAAAAAGUGGUAUAUGGAACUUUCAGCCUCCCUGCUCUUCUGGUGGAAUCUCGGAGAAUUCUAGGAGCAGAAAGGCACUUAGAGAAUAUCAAUAUGAAACUGGAAGGGGCUCUGGCUUUACAAAAACAGCAGAAAUCAAAGAAAAAUUAAGUGUCUUUUUAAGACUUUCAGACAUUUAGUAGUCACAGUUAUUAGAAUUGUCAGUGCUUAAAGCUUGUUUAAUCAUUGUUACUCUAUUUUGUUUCAGUGUUUAAAAGAAGUCAGCAACUUAGAGAUUGUAUCUUUUUAUAGUCCAAUAUCAAAGAAAUGAAAUAGUGAUCACAGUUAAUAAAACUUUUCUGUACUCUGA